AUGAGCUGUGAAGAUGACUGGCUCAACACUUCUGAUGACGAAGAGAAGCACGGCGUGUUCGGUGGAGGGUCUUUAGAGCUCCAGAAACUUGAACGCACCCAUCGCAAUCGCGGAUACCGCGAUGGAAUCAGCUCGGCAAAGGAAGAGAACCUCCAAGAAGGCUUCGACAUGAAGUUUCCUGAGGGAUCGCGCCUUGGUUUCCAAGUUGGCGAGGUAAUUGGCAAACUGCAGACACUCGAUUCUUUAUUCGGAGCCCAGGAUUCAGAGCUACGAUCUGACUAUAAAGAAGCGUUGGCCCAGCUGCAGAUAUCACGAGUGCUGACUCAUGCUAAUUUCAGCGAGCAGAUGGAUGCCACAGAGGCUCUAUCCAGUCUUCUAGCAAGGUGGGAGGGGGCACUGGUUAAAUACACAAGCCGCUAUAUACCAAAUGUGUAA
Molecule: messenger RNA, 435 nt
Organism: Eremothecium gossypii ATCC 10895
Lineage: Eukaryota; Fungi; Ascomycota; Saccharomycetes; Saccharomycetales; Saccharomycetaceae
Gene: YAE1
Product: Yae1p
Exons: 1
Coding region: 1-435 (144 amino acids)
Source: RefSeq, marked provisional